ACACGCUGUGUUUACUGGAUAGACUCUCUCUCUCUUUCUUUAUCAUUUUUUUCAAGAUGUCGAAAUAUUAUUUCGGAUUGUUUCUAAUUAUUAUUUCUACAUGUGCUCAAAUGUACACUGCGAAAAAGUGCGAAGGAAAUGGUGUAGAAUUGAAAUAUGUUUGGGGGGAUGCAUUAACGGACUCGCCCGAUUGCAUAGGACCUAAUAAUAUGCCAUAUCCUACAGCCGCGAUAUCGAGAAGCUUUAAAAAUCUUUGGGCGAGUGGUAGAACUGCUAGAUCUCAUCAGGCUCGAACUAUCGAUCCCGAAAUAACGAGGCAAGCUCUUCUUCAUAAUUACAAACUCCUACAAGGAGAUUACUCGAUAGCAGCUCAUACACGAAACGGACGAUCCUUUUCCGCCAAGGAAAACUGUGGCUCGCCGAGCAGAUUAUGUAAAACAAGAUAUAACACUACAGCACCCAUGUAUGGCGUCAGUUUAACGAGUGGUCAACCAGUAACAAUCGUGCAAAAGUUUCCUGAUCUUCUUCAGCAAGUCGUAUUCGAAGUAUGCGAAUCGAAAGAAUGCGAUGUAGUCCAUGGCGAAUGCACGCAAACGUAUGUGCCUUACCUGUUUUUGGUGAUUCCUUUGGGGCCGGUGACCUUAACCGGUCAGGAUUACGUGCUUGUUGAGAGCGGUUGCGUCUGCAAGCCAAGGAAUUCGGCGAGUACAGCAUCCGAAACGCCAACUGUGCCAAACUUUUAAGAAGUAUUUCUAAUACGAAUAUAUGAAACGUCUACGGUGAUGUCCAAUAAUUUCUUCGACGUAGUAUCUUAAAAAUUAAAGAGAAAGAUACGAAGAAGGAUGAGGCACGAGAAGACGUAAUAUGCGAAUAUUGUGACAACGUAAAUGAAAAUUCAAAGGAACAACUCGUCGAUCGAAAUAAUGAACUAUCUUUUUAGCGAUCGUCGAAAUUACAGGGAAAUGUGUUUAAUGAAAAACAAGAUAGAUAUAUAUAGAUAUACGC
Polistes canadensis is the source of this 1005-nucleotide messenger RNA. RefSeq lists its product as uncharacterized. The transcript is spliced from 5 exons. Bases 57 to 743 code for a protein of 228 amino acids. NCBI's taxonomy places the organism in Eukaryota, Metazoa, Arthropoda, Insecta, Hymenoptera, Vespidae. The record is from RefSeq and is a predicted model, not a curated record.